Messenger RNA from Candidula unifasciata, 718 nucleotides. The record is from the annotation of a GenBank genome assembly. Lineage: Eukaryota; Metazoa; Mollusca; Gastropoda; Stylommatophora; Geomitridae.
CCGCCAUGUCUGUAAUCACCAGCAGACGAUCGCUGAGCCUGUGCCCAUCCAGCAGUCGUAUACAAGGGCCGUAUACCGCAAGGAUCUUCAUCGCACCAUCUACCAGACGGCAUACCGGACGAUUUUCAAAAUGCAGAUCCGUUAUGACAACGUCACAGGUUGCUGUCCAGGCUGGGAGAAGAAAUCCCCCAGAGAUCCCGGCUGUAAUAAACCCGUUUGCGAUGAGGAGUGUGAGAACGACGGCCAGUGCGUGGGACCAGGUAUAUGUAUAUGUAAUGAAGGGUAUACAGGCUACAAGUGUCACAUAGACAUCGACGAGUGCUCCGGACGUAACACCUGCCAGCAGAAGUGCACCAACUUGCCAGGAAGUUACGAAUGUUCUUGCCAGGACGGCUUCACACUUGCUGAUGACGAGUACACCUGUGAUUUCAGCGACAUGAAGGAGACCUUGGUCCAAAUGUCAAGUCGUAUACAACAGUUGGAGUCUGAUAAGGCAACGUUACAGAGCAACUUGUCCCAUGCGGUGGCCCAGUAUGAAAACACCAUCAGUGCCUUUAAAGCUAAAGAAGUGGUCACCAAGGAGCAGACGACUACUGACCCCUACGAAACUGACCAGCAGAUUCCUUUAGACAGAUUAGUCUCCCUCAGUGAACAGAUUUCUAUACUGGAGGAGAGGAUGGCUGACUGUGCCUGCGGCCAGGACUACCCACACGGUUAA